Molecule: messenger RNA, 462 nt
Organism: Helobdella robusta
Lineage: Eukaryota; Metazoa; Annelida; Clitellata; Rhynchobdellida; Glossiphoniidae
Exons: 2
Coding region: 1-462 (153 amino acids)
Source: RefSeq, a predicted model, not a curated record
AUGGUGGAAAGCAAGUUUGGUCAUACUUUGACCAAUGUUUUGAAAGCUUUUCUUGAUCAACCUUCAAACACAAUUUCGUGGUUUAAACUAUUAUUCCUAUCACGCUUGGUUCUCCGUAAAGAGCCCCGCGGAGGCAGAUGCCACAACAUCAGCGUCAAAAUCAACAACAGGCAGGGCGCUUUGACAAAAGGCUCAUUUGAAGAAAUGGUGAAUUCAUUUGAAACUGGCUCAGAUGUUAACAAGAAAAAUGCUCGUCAGCCAAAGUUGGGUGCCCUAGGCAAGUGUAAAAUGGAGCAAAGCAACAUCAAGAACGCCAUGAAAGUAUUGUCAUCAACUGAUACAAUGGCUCCAAACUCGGUAGACACACUUGAUGCCCUGAAAGACAAGCAUCCCGAUGCUCCGCCCGAUAGAAAAACAAGCCUGGAUAAAGAACUCACAAUUGUCUCAAUCACCGCACAAUAG